Drosophila innubila is the source of this 2896-nucleotide messenger RNA. RefSeq lists its product as uncharacterized. Bases 521 to 2671 code for a protein of 716 amino acids. The record is from RefSeq and is a predicted model, not a curated record. Lineage: Eukaryota; Metazoa; Arthropoda; Insecta; Diptera; Drosophilidae. The transcript has 3 exons.
UAAUAAUAAUAUCGCAACGUGUGUGCUUGUGCGUGUUUGUGUGUGUAUGUGUGAGGGAGUCAAGAUGCGAUAAACAGCAGCCUGCUGUUGUUGUUUUUAUUGUUGUGUUUGCUAAACAAAUAAGGGAAAAACAAAUACAAAUGCAAAUAUGUACAAGGAGAAACGAAACGGCUUCAAUAAUAAAAAUCAAAAAAAUAAUAUUUCGAAAAUGGAAUGCAAAAUACAAGAAAUGUGAACUAUAAGGUGUACAUUAAAAAAUGUUAAGAAGACGAGUGCUUAGUAAAUUACCAAGGAUCAAAUCAAAAGAUGCUGAUUGAGUGCAUUACGCAUGACAACAUUCCUUGAAUCCAAACAAACAAACAAAUAAACAAACAACAAAAAAAAGAGACCAGGAGACGGAAGAAAAGAGUAAGAAAUACUCUGGCUGCCAGACGAAAAGCUCAGCGUUACAGCACCCAAGCGAGUUAGCAAAAGCAGAAGUAGCAGAAGAGAGUAAAGGAAGAUAUUUAUUAGAUAGCAAAUGAACUACAAUCCGGAGAACGUUGUAGCCGCAGCCGCAGCAGCCAAUCAUCAAUAUCAACAGGAGCAACAUCAUCAUCAUCUUAAUCAUCUUAAUCAUCGUCAGCAGCAGCAGCAACACAUCAUUCCACUGCCCGCCAGUUACACCUCCGGCACAGUGGGUAUAGGAAUUGCAGGUGGAUCAGGAGGUGGUGGUGGUGGCGGUGGCGACAGUUCACCCAAAAACAUGGAAUGGACUAAUGACGAUGCAUUGGAGCUUAUCGAACAGUAUCGAUGCCAUACGGAGCUAUGGAAUCGUGCCGAUCCCAAGUACAAGGAUAAAUUGUGUCGCUUUCGGGCGUGGUCGGAAAUAGCCGAACGCUUCGGUUGCAGCAAGGCGGAGGUGGAGCGCAAAAUGAAUGUCCUGCUCACACAAUAUCGUCGCGAGAAGCAUAAAAUGUUUGUGAAAAUCUAUCAGGGCAUACAGCCCAAUCCGUCCAAGUGGUAUGCCUUCAAACGCUUCGAUUUCAUGGAGGCGGGCGGUGGCAGUCUCAGUGGAUUGCCCGGCAGUGGCAGUGGCAACAUCAGUGCCACUUCAUCGGGCGUUGCUGCCACACAUAACGGUCUCAAUGGCCUUGCCGCUGCAGCGGUCGCUGCGGCUGCGUACGAGAGCAGCACAAUUGCAGCGGCAGCGAACGGUGGCGCCACUGGAUCCAUUGGCCACUGUGCUGCUGCUGGCACAUUGACAACAACUGGAGCAACAACGCCCGCAUCGCAGCACAGACGCAUCAAGACCAAAGAGCUCAAAUAUUUUGGAGCGAUGGGCCUCAAUAUACCCAUGUUGAUAGCGAGUAGCCAAACACUGGACAGCUGGAAUACGGCGGGCCAAUACUCUCCACCGAUUGGUAAUACGGGCGGUGGAGCCAGCGGUAUGCCCAAUUCCCAGCAGCAACAACAACAGUUACGGGUGCCCAUGUCCUAUGGAGGAGGUGGUGGUGUCACGCCUUACACUGGAGGCGGCGGUGGGGGCAGCAGCAGCAGCGAAUUCCAGCCAAGUCCACAUAAAACCAUCGAUACAUCGGACAAUGAGGACAACAACAAUCGAGAUGAGACAACAGCGGCAGCAUUGGGACAACUUGCUGCCAAGGUGGAGAGACGCUCACCGCAUGCCAUCUCCUGUCAAGCGGGCGGAGAUGGAGGGGAAGGCGGUGGAGGAGGAGGAGGAGGAGGAGGAAGAAUGAGCGUUGAGCCUGGAGGGGAAGACGGUGCGGUUGCAGUUGCCGUUGCGGUUGCAUUAAGCGAUGCCGGUUCGAGUCCCAUUCCCAAUACGAACACCAACACCAACAUGCACGAGGCGCACAAGAACCAUCUGUUGCAAACGAGUCCGGCUUCGGCAUCGGCACGUGCCGCAACGCCGCGUCAGGCGCAUGAGCAGCUGCCUCAUGGUCAUGGCCAGACGUUGCAGCAGCAUCAGCAGCAGCAGCAGCAUCAUGGUCAUCAUCAUCAAGCUCAUCAUGCGGAUGAGCUGGAUAUUAAGCAGGAGCUAGUCGACUACUUUCAUCCCUCGUCUGCUGCCGCUGCAGCAGCGCCUCCGCCUCCUCCACUGCUAGACUCGCAUCGUUCCUACAGCUCCGCCGGAGAGGAGAGUCGCCUGCAGCUGGACAUGGCGCAGGAUUUGCGGGUGGCCCAGGCCAAGGCACAGGCACACAAUUAUGCUGGCUUUGUGCUGCCGCCGCGCAGCAGCAGCGCUCAACUUGCCGCCGCCGCUGCCGCAGCUGCCUCCAUGCCACUGAAUAUGCGCAAACUGACGGCUGCCUCAAGUGCCGGACACCUGCUGAUGAACUCGUUGCUCAGUUCCCGCGAGAGUAUGUCGGAUGCGGAUGCGGACGGUGAGGUGGACAACGAUGAGGCAACGGAAUCAGCAGCAAGUCCUGGCCACAUCAAGAGCAGCGUCUCCGCUCAGGAUGCUACAUCGGCGGCGGCAGCGGCGGCUGCCUUCUAUGCGGACAGUCUGAGUCGAGAUGAUUGUGAUUUUGUGGGCUCGAAUGUGUCGAUGAAGCUGCGCACAAUGGAUCGGACGCAGCGCAUCAUUGCCGAGAAGCUGAUCAGCGAGGUGCUCUAUUUUGGCCAGUUCAAUGAACUGGAACGCACCGCUCGGAUACAGCCCAAGUGACACUGGCGCUUGAAGAAGUGGUCGAGAGUGGGUAGAUUAGGCUUAGCAACGGGAAGGGUAACAGAAAUGGGUAUGGGAAUGGGAAUGGGAGUGGGAAUGGGUAUGGGUAUGGGAAAGGCUAUCACAGCAGAGGUAUCCGGCAUGGCAGCGGGCUUAACCUUGGCUUGGCACAUGGCAAAUAGACGCAACGAAAUUCCAUUGUAAAAAAGAAACCACAACAAAAAA